This is a messenger RNA of Salmo salar (Atlantic salmon), 1743 nucleotides long. The record is from RefSeq and is a predicted model, not a curated record. NCBI's taxonomy places the organism in Eukaryota, Metazoa, Chordata, Actinopteri, Salmoniformes, Salmonidae.
UGUGACUUCCUUUUUAACUAACAUACAGCGAGUCUAUUCUAGAACAGCAGACCUCACCAAAGGAAAUCUCUUCUCCAUCUUCUUUACUCUCUCUCUCUCUUCUCUGUGUGUUUUCACGAGUCUAGCUAGCUACCAGUCAGUCACUUAGAGAUAGGUAGGACGUUCAGCCAGAGGAAACAAACAUACAACGCCUGCCAGAGAUGUCUGGUGGUACCCUCUCCUCCUUCUCCAAACAGGGAAUACUCCUACUCUCUAUACUCCACUAUGGUGUGGGUAUUUCUCUGUUCAACAAAGCAGUGGGGGACUCUGUGGAGCUGCCCUCAGGCUUAGAACGGGAAUGUAUCAAGUCAAUGGAGUGGAAGUAUAGAAAAAUGGUCAUUGCAGAAUUUGAUGGGAACGUUUCCUUACCAAGAUCACAGUUUAAGGGGAGGCUAGAGAUGAACGACAGUAACUUCAGUUUAACAAUCCAAGAACUGACACUGCAAGACUCAGGGGAAUUUCUAAUUUCUGCCGCGUCAAACAAAGGACGCCAGAUUCCAACCAAGACCAUACAUCUUCAAGUCCAUGAGCCUAUAUCCAAGGUGGAGAUCCAGAAGGAGAUCAAGCUAUUGGCCAACCAGUCCUGUUCAGUGUGGCUGCUGUGCAACGUGUCAGUCGGCUCCAACCUCUCCUACACCUGGGAGAGAGGGAAUGAGACGUACAGGGACGACCAGCAGAUACACUUCUCUCUGUCACCAGCAGACGGAGACAUCAGUGUAACCUGCAACGGCUCCAACCCAGUCAGUGAGAAAUCUUCCUCGGCAACUGUAAAGUGUAGUAAUGACACAACCACCCCAGAGUAUGAUACAUGGAUGAAGUGGUGUAGGAUCUACAUCGUGGUCCCAGUAGGCGGCGCAGUGGUGUUGAUUGUAGCUGUGGCAGUGUAUUACUGCAGGGGGCGCUGUAACACGGCAGCUCUGACUGACGACACAAGAAUGAAAGAUACAAGAUCAAACAGUCAGGUAAUGUCCAUCUAUGAGAACGUAGAUGAUCUGGCUGUCCCAAGACUGAACACGUUGCAGACUCUGUAUGACAAGAUCACAUUUGGACGCCAGCCAGAAACCCCCUGUUCUUCCUACCAGGAAGUACUGUGAGCUGAAUAGGAUGUGGUCAUAAGCUGGGCUUCUAUAGAUAUAGAACCCUCUGCAUCCUCUGAAUCCUACAUGUGUACCUUCUGUACAUAGAUGUUAAUGUUUCAUUUCAUCACUACCAGCACAUUUCUGUUUUUAUUUUCUUACUUGUUCAGAACUCCAAUCCUUGUCUGUUCAUGAUCAUUGUGUGGUACAACUUGUUAUUUUCAAGAUAUUCAGAGUUCCAUAACUUUUUGUUAGGUUCUAUUGCAUUCUAUUGUUGCAUUAACUGUUUAUAUUUGUGUAAUAACGACUAAUGGCAAUUCAAGUCUUUUAUCUUGACUCUUGUAGAGUCUUUUGGACUCUACAAGAGUUGAAAACAAGUUAUUUGUAUUUCUAUGUAUUGUAGUUUAGAUGUGUCUAUUGUACAGUAAAACGUUUUACAUUCCACAGACAUGCUUUGUAGAAAUUACAUAGGCCACAUUCACAUCAAUUCAGCAUAUGCUCACAAGCUAUCUUUUGUUGUUGUGUGAAAUCAGAUAUUGAAUAGACCUUAAUACAAUAAUACCAUCUUUACAUAUUGAGAAAAAGGAGAGAACAUCCUAAUAAAUAUAACUAUUUGUAGCAAUCAUAA